Trichomycterus rosablanca is the source of this 3308-nucleotide messenger RNA. RefSeq names its product nucleotide-binding oligomerization domain containing 2 (gene nod2). Gene Ontology annotation, molecular function: protein binding. Gene Ontology annotation, cellular component: cytosol. The record is from RefSeq and is a predicted model, not a curated record. NCBI's taxonomy places the organism in Eukaryota, Metazoa, Chordata, Actinopteri, Siluriformes, Trichomycteridae. Gene Ontology annotation, biological process: defense response to bacterium; regulation of apoptotic process; intracellular signal transduction. The transcript has 10 exons. The coding region runs from base 57 to 3002 and encodes 981 amino acids.
AUAUCAGGAGGUUUAUGAUGAAAUCUUAGAAAAUCCCAGGAUAGUCUUCAAAAGUCAUGUAUACACAGCAACUGGUGCUAAAGCAAAGGUCAGAAUUAAUCGGGGCUCUGUGCCGAGGUGGAUCUUCAGAACCGCUAGACUCUGUACUAGACUUACUGCUUUCUUGGGACAUACUCAGUUGGGAAGAAUAUCAAAACAUCCAAGGACUUGCUAAACCCCUAUGCACUAAGUGCAGAGACCUUCUGGACUUGGUCUACAUCAAAGGAGAGGAGGCUUGCAGUCUCCUGCUGGUGGCGUUUGACCAGAUUUUACCUGACGCUCAAAAAUCAGGACUAUGCUUUGGCAAAGGUAACUCAGGGCGAAGGGAACCUAGACCUUCCACCAGUGCUAGUCAGACUUUGCUGACAGACAGACCAGCACUGGUUAGGAAGAUUCGGGAUCAUCUUGAUGGGGCGCUGGAUGCACUGCUGGAAUCUGACUGCUUUGCUUCAGUAGAUUGUGAUGAAGUGCUGUUACCUGUAUACACACCUUCACAAAAGGUAAGAAAACUACUCGAUCAAGUGAGGUUUAAAGGAGAGAACGCUGCCGGUGUCUUACUGCAAUAUCUACACCACAUCGAUGUGAAAUCAGAACCUGUAAAAAAAGAAAAGCAGCUUCCUGAAGAGUGUCUCCUCUACCGGACGAAGCUGUGCAGUUCUGUCUCGGCUCAGUCACACUUCCUCAGCACUUACGGUGGAACUGGAAGGUUUUCCCUGGAUGAUAUCUACACAGAGGGUGUUCUAGAACUAGUCCAGUCCGACAGACAGGGUCUAACUCUGAGUCUUCCAGAUGUGGUUGGUCUGGUUGGGACUCUGAACAAGGACGCUGAUACAAUACUGGUUUCGGGCGAGGCAGGUACAGGUAAGAGUACCUUGCUGCAGAGGCUUCACCUGUUGUGGGCCAGAGGUAGCUUGCUGUCGGACGUUCUUCUGCUGUUUCCUUUCAGCUGUCGCAAACUGAACGCUGAGCAGCGAGCGCUUUCUUUGAAGGACCUCCUGUUCCUGCACUGCUGCUGGCCAGAUCGGGGUCAAGAUGAAAUUUUCCAGUUUAUACUGGACCACCCACACUCGGUCCUGUUUACCUUCGAUGGACUUGAUGAGUUUAGGCAGCGUUUCACGGACGAAGAGCGCCUCUGCUGCCCCACUCAGCCAGCUCCUGUAUCCACCCUGCUUUUUAAUUUGCUCCAAGGUACCUUAAUGAAAGGGGUAAAGAAGGUGGUAACCAGCAGACCUGAAGCAGUGGGGUCGGUUUUGAAACAGUAUCUUCGCAAGGAAGUUCAUCUGAAGGGUUUCUCUCCUGUGGGAAUUGAUCAUUUUGUGAGGAAACAUCAUGACGAUCCUAAUGUAGCUUGUCAGGUUAUAGAGUCUCUGAAAGCCAACACAGCGCUGCUCGGGCUCUGCCAUAUUCCCGUCUUCUGUUGGAUUGUGUCGAAGUGUUAUAAAGAGCUGCUUGGAUGUGGGGAAGGAGCUCCUCACACCAUCACUGACGUCUACCUCAUGGUUCUGAAGCAUUUCUUUCAGAAGAAGAUGCCUCAGGAACAGAAAUCCUUGGGGAAGGGAUGGCUUCAGGAACAUCUAGAAACAGUGAUGAGACUUGGAAGGUUAGCGCUGGAAGGUCUGGAGACUUCUUGUUACAUGUUUCCAGAGCCAGAAUUGCAGAAAUGUGGCAUCACGGAGCAGGACAUCAACCUGGGCUUCCUUAUACCAUGUAAGGACAUGUCAGACUCUACGGACUGCAAACACUUCGAGUUCCUGCACGUCACCUUGCAGUGUUUCUUCAGUGCUUUAAAUAUCGUUCUCAACACCAAAGGUCACCGCUCUGUGAUCCCAAAGCUUUUCCAUUCUCAGUGCAAACAGCCCCGAGUGCUUAAUCACGUGUGUCUCGGACGCUGCAUCAACCACCGUGGAGCGGCUGAUCCCAACGCAGCCGAGACCCUAAACCAGCAGAUCGCCGCGAAGUUCGUCGCAGGACUUCUGUCGCAGCACCAUCGCAGCCAGCUUCUACAGUCCUGUCCGGCCGCCACACUUCAUCAAAAGUCGAAGCAGGUCAUGAAGUGUUUGUCCAAGGGCAUUCAGAGGCACUUCAAGUCCAUCCCACAACCCGUGCAGGGUGAGAAGAAGAGCAUGCACGCCAUGCCCAGUUUUGUUUGGCUCAUCAAGUGCAUCUACGAGAUGCAGGAGAGCGAUAUCGCCAAAGGUGCCAUGGCCAGACUGCAGGUGGAGCACCUGAAGCUGACGUACUGUAACGUCGGGCCGGUGGAGUGCACCGCGCUCGCCUAUGUUCUCAGACACCUGCGGCAUCCCGUCGGAAUCCAGCUGGACUUCAACACGGUGGGGGAUGUGGGAUUGGAACAGCUCCUGCCAUGUCUACACAUCUGUCACUCCCUCUACUUGAGGAACAAUAACAUAUCAGAUGAGGGAAUACGCAAGCUUGUGGAGAAGGCAGUACACUGCGAAAGCUUUAAGAAAGUGGCGUUGUUCAACAACAGACUAACAGAUGACUGUACAAAGCAUUUUGCUUGGCUUCUUAAGACCAAGAACUUUCUUGCACUAAGACUUGGGAACAAUAAGAUCACAUCAGUGGGGGCACAGCAGUUGGCAGAGGGGCUCAGAUACAACAAGUCGUUGCAGUAUCUUGGGCUGUGGGGAAAUAAAAUUGAAGACAAAGGCACUGAGGCUUUAGCUGAUGCACUGAAGGACAGCACUUCUUUAAUAUGGUUAAGCUUAGUGGAAAAUGGUGUAGGUAGUGCAGGAGCGUGUGCUCUUGCAGAGCUCGUCAGGAAGUGCACAACGCUUACGGGACUCUGGUUAAACCAGAACUGCAUUGGCAGGGACGGUGUGGAGUGUCUGAUUAAGGCUUUGAAAGAUAACACCACUGUUAAGGAAGUUUGGUUGAGGGGAAACAAUCUGAGCCCGGAGGACGAACUUGAACUUAGUCAGCAGGAAAGCAGACUGACCUUCUGAAGAGGAAGCUACACAGUGGUGGCAAUUAUAAGAAAUGUGCAUAUUAGACCUAUAAGACCUGGAUUAUACUUGCUGCUGUGUGUAUACAUUUGCUGCGGGACCCAGGUCUGUAGCGGUGCCAUUGUAGUAAAUUGAAAUACCUCCACUAGCCUUAUCACACCACAAGUAAAUCAGAUUAUAUUAUAUAUUAUAUAGUCUAAAUCACACAACAAGUGUUCAAUCACUUCUUUUUAUUAUUUAAUAUACUUGUAGUGCUUAUAUCCACUUUGAAUUUACACCCAGUGGCUUGUGACUUUAUAUUUAUGC